Molecule: messenger RNA, 1587 nt
Organism: Nematocida ausubeli
Lineage: Eukaryota; Fungi; Microsporidia
Product: cysteinyl-tRNA synthetase
Exons: 1
Coding region: 1-1587 (528 amino acids)
Biological process (GO): cysteinyl-tRNA aminoacylation
Cellular component (GO): cytoplasm
Molecular function (GO): ATP binding; cysteine-tRNA ligase activity
Source: RefSeq, a predicted model, not a curated record
AUGUCUGACAGGUCAGUAGGAGGCUUGAGGAGUGAAAGUAAACUAAAAAUAUAUAAUACAAUCACAAAGAAAAAGGACGAGUUAAAGAUGGAGGGAUACUUCUUUAAGUGGUACACAUGCGGGCCCACUGUGUAUGACUCUGCCCACAUAGGACAUGCACGAAGUUACAUCACACUAGACAUAAUUAGAAAGACUCUUGAGAGAUACUUUGGGUACACGAUAACCUACAUAAUGAACAUAACAGACAUUGAUGACAAGAUCAUACUAAAAGCAAAGGAGACAAUGGAAAGUCUUCCAGAAAAUAUUCAUGAAGAGUUUAAAAAGCUCUCAAUUAAUAAUAUAGCAGAAGAGACAGAAGAACAAAAAAGAAUACAUAUAGCAACUAGGGCAGUAAGCAGGAAAUAUGAACAGGAAUUCUUUGAUGAUAUGGCAGCCUUAGGUGUUGAUCUUCCAAAUUACACAACAAGAGUGAGUGACUACGUCGAUGAAAUAAUCAACUUUAUUGUAGGAAUUGAAGAGAAGGGAUAUGCAUAUGAGAGUGAAGGAUCUGUUUAUUUCAAUGUGGAAAAGUAUAAGGAGACACAUAAGUAUCCAUUAAUGUGCAAUGCAACCACACAGGAAGACCAGCAGAGUCUCCUGGAAGAAGGAGAAGGGAAAUUAACUGCAGGACAAAAGAACAGAAGGGAAGACUUUGUCUUAUGGAAGGCAAGCAAGGAAGGAGAACCAGCCUGGACAUCAAAGUGGGGACCAGGCAGGCCUGGGUGGCACAUAGAAUGCAGUGCAAUGGCAUCAAAUAUUGCAGGUGGCAGGAUAGACAUGCACUCCGGUGGAAUUGAUCUUAUGUUCCCGCACCAUGACAAUGAAAUUGCGCAGUCAGAAGGCCAUGGAUUAAAUAACUGGGUCGGUCAUUUCUUGCACACAGGACACCUGCACAUUGAAGGCAUGAAAAUGAGUAAGAGUUUGAAGAAUUUCAUUAAAGUGGAAGAACUUCUAAAGAAGGGAACUACUAGAGAACUGCGCCUGAUGUUCAUACUUCAGAGAUACAGUGGCCCAAUGACUUACAGUGAAGAAAGCCUAGAGAGAGCAAAGGUAAUUGAUAAAAAGAUAUUUAGGUAUAUCUCACUCUAUACGGAUACACCAGCCAAGUCAGUCAAUGCAGUGCACCCAUUUACAGACGCAGAGAGAGAAAUCUUGCAGGAAUUUGAAAGAACAGCACGGGAGAUUGACCAGGCCAUAAAGGAUGACUUUAAUUUCCCAAAGGCACUAAAACUGGCAGUGGACCUGGCAAGUAUCGAGUCAAAGACUUCUCUUAGAGAGAUUCAUCAGCAGAUAGCCGGGUACCUAAAGGGUCUUAUGCACAGUAUAGGCCUGGAAAUAGAAGUAGAGGCAGGUGCCUCUGCAUCAACUGAAAUGGUUGAAAUAAUAAGCAUGUUUAGGAACAGAAUCAGAGACCUAGCAAAGUCAUCAGCCGACAAGAAGUCUUACUUUGAGGCAUGUGAUGAAAUACGAAAGGAAAUGGAGACACGUGGCUUUGUAAUUGAAGAUGGCAAUGGACAAGCAUCUUCUUCUGUCAGAAAGAAGUGCUAA